Lytechinus pictus (painted urchin) is the source of this 5395-nucleotide messenger RNA. Its product is annotated as sulfide:quinone oxidoreductase, mitochondrial-like. Gene Ontology annotation, cellular component: mitochondrion. Lineage: Eukaryota; Metazoa; Echinodermata; Echinoidea; Temnopleuroida; Toxopneustidae. Bases 34 to 1422 code for a protein of 462 amino acids. The record is from RefSeq and is a predicted model, not a curated record. Gene Ontology annotation, molecular function: sulfide:quinone oxidoreductase activity; FAD binding. The transcript has 9 exons.
UUAUAAGUGCUUCUGAAGAAGUGAUGUGUUAAGAUGGCCUUUUGCAUAAAGGAAUCACUCAAUUCUAUUGCUGUAAUUGGAAGGCAGAUUAGAACUCUGAAUUCAACUUCUUCUUUUAAGACAAAGUUAUGGUAUAGUACUGCAGCCAAGCCUGCUCAUGAGCCACAAGAAGGGCCAGGUACUGUUACCAAGCAGAGCUACAAGUUUGUAGUAGUUGGAGGAGGAACUGGAGGGCUAGCUGCUGCAAGCUUUUUAUCUAGAAAGUUUGGACAAGGCCAUGUUGCAGUGAUUGAGCCUGCCGAGCAACAUUUCUACCAGCCAAUGUGGACAAUGGUUGGUGGAGGGAUCAAAACUAAGGAGCAGUCAAUGCGCCCCAUGGCAUCUGUCAUGCCAAAAAAAGUAGUCUGGAAGAAAGACAAAGCCGUCACCUUUGACCCGGAGAACAAUCUUGUAACUACAUCGAGUGGUGCCAACUUUGAAUAUGAGUACCUGGUUGUUGCUAUGGGUCUUCAGUUGAAUUUUCAUGCUAUGAAAGGUCUUACUGAAGCCCUGGCUGAAGAUCCAAUGGUAUGCUGUAACUACUCUUAUGACACGGUAGACAAGACUUACAAGGCAUUGCAGAACUUUAAGGGUGGUAAUGCCAUCUUUACCUUCCCAAGUACACCAGUUAAAUGUGCUGGAGCUCCACAGAAAGUCAUGUACCUCACAGAAGAUUACUUCAGGAAGAAUAGUAAACGGGAUCAAGCCGAGGUGAUGUACAUCACUCCUCAGGCCGUUAUAUUUGGUCCACCCAAGUAUGCUGAAUGUCUGAGGAAUAUUUGUGAAAAGAGAGAUAUCAAGGUUCAUUACAAACAUAAACUGGUUGAGAUCAGACAUGACAAGAGAGAAGCAGACUUUGAACUUGAGAGUGGUGAAAUCGUCACUUUCCCUUAUGCGAUGAUCCAUGUUCCUCCUCCUAUGGGACCUCCAGAUGUUCUUAAGGCUAGUCCACUGGUUGAUCAGACUGGUUUUCUAACUGUCAACAAGACUACAUGUCAACACACCAAGUAUCCCAACAUCUUUGGUCUUGGUGAUUGUACUGAUAUACCAACAUCCAAGACAGCUGCUGCUGUAGCUGCUCAGACUGGCACUUUGAAGAAAACCCUGUCAUCGGUCAUGAAUGGACACGAGCCUCAAGCAAAUUAUGAUGGUUACUCAUCCUGUCCUCUGGUUACUGGAUAUGGAAAGCUGAUCUUAGCCGAGUUUGAUUUUAACUUGGAUGCCUUAGAAACCUUCCCAUUGGAUCAGGGCAAGGAGAGACGUCUCAUGUACCACUUGAAGAAAGAUAUAAUGCCAGAACUCUACUGGAAUGGACUCAUCAAGGGACUGUGGAAUGGACCUGGUACAUACAGAAAGUUGAUGCAUCUUGGAAUGUCCAAAUAAUCUAUGUGAGCUGAUUGUAAAUGAAACAACUCAGUGAGUGCUAUUUGAUGUCGGCACAUUCCAUUUAAUGAAAAUCUGGGAGACCAGUCGUCGGUGAAAUUCUGAGUAUUCUGAAUGAGUUUUUGAAAGAGCAGUAGACCCAAGAUAAUUUAUUCUGAAUCUAAUGAUAAAUUUGUGGUCCGGAAGUCCAGUAAGAAAUAUUUGGCUGUGACUCCAGUUAGAUGAGCCUUUUGAAUCGGAAAGAAAAGACUUCAUCUAUGUGGAUAUAAAGGUCGUCAAGUCUCUUAAAAGGACUGUAAAAAUAAAAAUAUAAAAAAAAUCUUUUGAUUGUAUGUUUUAAGUAGCUUUCAGAAAGUCAACAAUACUUUGUACCUUACUGGGUUUUUUUUUAGGUGUAAUAAAAAAGCGUCUUCAUUACUCCUAAACAUUAAUCUUGUGAACAAUCUGCAUAGUAGCAUGCAUUUUGAAAUUUUAUUUCAAGUGAAUAUCUUGCAUGAUUGCUAUCUUUUAAAAAUUGACAUUAGUUGUUUAUGGAAGUUUAGUCAAACUUUUCAAUCCAGAAAUAAGGCACAGCCAGAAUUGACAAAAAUUUAUGCUUGAGAAAUUCGGUUUCAGAUAGUCCACAAUUUUUAAUCUCCUUUAAAGAAUUGAAGUUUGUGCAUUCUAUAUGUAGUGGGGGAGAUGAAAAUUUGAUAUUACAGUGUUGGAUAUGGUUUUUCUAUGCCUAAGGAGUAGAAGAAUUCAGUUUAAAAAAAAACUUAAAGGGGCUCUGGUAUCCAAGUGUGAGGAAGGUCUUGCAUAUUCACAAGAGUUUUGAAACUUUCAUCAAAUACUUCAAUGAUAUAUCUACAAUGCAUGUUGUCCAAAUCUGACACAAGUUAUCUUUUCUUUAUGAAUUGUUGAAAGCUUUGUACUUCCAACUGUGACAUUUUCUUUCUUUUCAACUUUUAGAUAUAUAUCUUUUAUCCAAAUAAAAUAUAAAUGUAAACUUGAAAAUUUACAUGUAUAUUUUACCAGAAAAUGAAAUUCUAACUUUUUUACUGCAAGAGGUAUUUUGAGGGGCAGAUCUGCUCUCCCAGUGGCUCAAGCUACCCAACUCACCCCGAGAUGUAUCAUUGAAUUUGAAACACAUGUAUACAUGGAUAUAAAUUUAAUAUUCAAAUUAUUUUAUUACAAUCGAUAGAAGUCUUUUGUAAUGGUAUCUCUCAGCAGCCCUUAAUGCUUUGGUCUUCCAAUUAUGGUCAUUGUAAUAUACUAAAUAUUUAUGAAUAUCGCUGUGUUUUGCAGUAUAUGUGCGGAUGAAUCAUAAAAAGAAAGACAACUACAGAAGACUGCCUGAAGAUAUGGCAAUAUGUGAUCAUUUCAAUCUUUAUAUUUUAGGUAUUUGGUUUCUUUCUAGUAACCCAUUCUUAUUUUGUGAAUGAAAAAAUUCAACAUCAAAAUCAGAAACAGUUUCAAAUUUUCGUAAAUAUAUUAUUCUUUGAGUGAUUAGUACACUUGUUUGAUUUGCUAGUACAUAGGAAUUGAUUGAAUCUAAGUCUUGAAAGUAUUGUAUGUGCAUGUACAAUGCAUGAAUUAGGGAUGCCCUUCAGAAGUAUUCUGGUAUGUAAGACCAUUAUGUAUAGUAUUUUGUGCAGACAUAAAAGCUGUCAUUCCCAUGCAACUGCUUGUCUCCUAAUUUGUAUUAUUACUCAGAUAUACCAUCACAUUCUUAACAUCUUUGAAUUAUGUUUACAGAGAAUAAAUACAUUACAUCAAUGUAACAAAUUAUACUGCCUUUAUCAAUUUAUGAUCUAUGCAAAUUGCUAAAACUUCCAGUUUGAAUAGCCUAAGAAAUUGUAAGAGGAUUACCAGGAGUGGAUUUUUUAUAAUCAUGCCUUAAUUAUCUAUGAAAAGAAUGAUUAUUUACAUAAUUAUGUAUGAUAGAGGCCUUGUAUGAUAUUCACAAUGCAUAGUUAUUAAAUUUGAAGUAUGUCUCAAUUGACAUAGCAUUUUGCCAACUUUGAAUUUAGCUUUCUAGUUGCCCCUUUUUCACACAUAUACACUUUUUAAUUCUAACUUGUAUUUUUACUCUUAGUAUAGAGAAAAGGAACUAGUGCUCCUUGUAUUCAAGACCUCCAAAAUGAAAGAUGUAUUGAUAAUCAGUGCUUAUAUUGUAAGAUUUUCUACAUGAAAGAAAUGAAAUUGGAGUUCUCUUGUGUGCAAAUGAUAGUUAAUAGGUGGAUCCAGGUUUUUAAAAAACAAAGCAAGAUAUGUUUUGUUUGUCAGUAUUAUUGUCAGAACCCAAAUUUUAUUUUAAUUUGGUGCUUGUGCAGAUGUGCUGGCAUGUUCAUUUUGCUAUUGCUGUAUGAAUAUAUCAAAAAUUUUCAGACAAAAUGCAGAGGUUAGAGACUUGAUCCUAUACUAAUCUUUAAAUGUUAUAUGAAAUUAUAUUUUUCAAUGAGACUUAUAUAUUGCCUUAUCAAUUAUUAGAUUAUGUCAUUUCAGUCAGUUUGAAGAGGAGUAUGAUAAUUAUGUACAGAGAUGUUAACAGUUCAUAUUAAUGUCCAAUUCUUGUGAUUAAAGAGAGUUCAGAAACUUUUUCAUCUGCCCUUAUCCCCAAUUCCUUCUUCCAGCUGCUUAAAACAAAGAAUGCCCUGAAUUGGAAAAGGUCUUUCUCUAUACAAACACUGUGAAACCAUGCUAUUCUUGUCAGCAAUUUAUAAUAGACCAGUUCAUAGUUACUUCAUUUACAAUUUUGGUCAAAUGACCUUUCAUUUCUUUCAUUAUGAUAGGCAGAUUUCAAAGCAAGAUAUUACGUAAGCUUGCCUUUCAUAGCAGGAUGAAGAAAUUGAAUAGACCAAGUGACUAGAAUAGCACACCAAUAAACACUAUAUGUAGGUAUUUGUUGCAUUCCUACUUUGAAUGCAUAUCAUAGCAUGUUGCACAAUGUACUUGGCAAACUGUGAAAUACCAGUCUUUCGUGGACGCAUUGUUGUUUUUUGUGGAUGUAAAUGAAAACCACAAUUCAAAAGAAUAUAUGAAUAAUCAAGACAUCAAAGUUGGUGCUUAUCUCAUUAGAUUUUAAACCACCAUGUCACUUUAGUACAAAUGACCUUCCUCUGAUCAUGCGUAGAAUCUUUUGAUCAUGCGCAGAAAGGAACUACGAACUGGCUUAUAUGAGAUCAUCAAGAAGUGCUGAAGUGCUUCUUUAGUGCACAUCAGUCUUAUAGCAGCUGGAAACUUUACGAAUAACAGAUUUUAUUUUUUCACUGGAAGACUUCUUAGUGGCUGCAAAGCAAUGUGUGCUUGUGCAAAAUAGAAAUGAACUUUAGUUGUGCUAAAUAUUUAUUACUUUUCUAAUCUAGCUGUUUUAAAAGUGGCAAUCAAGAUACCCUACAAGAUUACAAUCAAUGGGAAAAAGCUAUGAAUCAAACAAGAAAUAAGGAUUUGGAGCGAUCAAUAAUAUAAUAAACAAAAACAAAGAAAUAGAUUGGUAUGUAAUCCAUUUUAAGUACACUUGUACAGAGCUUGUUUUCAAGGACAACUGUAAACAAAAUGAAAUACACUUAGUGGUAAAAUAGUAACAUAUAAAGUAAUUUCUGUUAAAGUUUACUUUGUACAUAUAUAAUAUGAUUAUUGUAUGAAGAACUCUCAUGAUAUUUGCAAUUAUGAAUAUAGCAAUGAUAAUAUUCUCAGAGCUUUUUAGGUUAGUUUUUCUUUCAGAUAUUAUAAUCAGAAUGACUGCAGGGUAAUUCUAAUUAAAAGAAAAAUAUGUACUAUGAAAUACUAUUUUUAUAAUUGAUGAUAGAUAUAUCUUGUAUUAAAUCAAAUUGUUAUUUCUAUUGUGAUGAAACUGAAAUAUUAUUCAAGGGUGAUUUUGUGUAUAACAGCAAUGUAAAUGUUUUGUAAGAAUAAUGUUUCUGUAAAAAUACAAGGUGAUCAUCCUAUGAUAUUGGGUGAAGGAAUAUGAUAAAUGAUUAGUUAUACAUGA